This is a messenger RNA of Physella acuta, 2689 nucleotides long. Its product is annotated as X-linked retinitis pigmentosa GTPase regulator-like. NCBI's taxonomy places the organism in Eukaryota, Metazoa, Mollusca, Gastropoda, Physidae. The record is from RefSeq and is a predicted model, not a curated record.
AACACAGGGGUGGGGGGGAUCAAUUAUCUACACUAGAGAGUAAUGCCACUCGUUUGGUUUUGUGUCAAGUCAAACAUGACAGAGGGGAUUUACAUAAGUUUUACAGACCUGGUACAACACAGGAAUGUCUCGUUAUUGCAUGUGCAGAUCAACUUGAUAACGGAUUAAGAAAUCAGCUUUAUUGGAAGUCUGCUUUAUUGGAAGUCUGCUUUAGGUAACGGCGCUGUUCAAGUGGUUAGACAGACAUGAGGCAGACAUUAAAGCAGAUUUUUUUGUCUUGUGAAUUAGGUCAGCCAGGUGAUUCAAAGGAGGGUUGACGGUCGUUGGGAGAAAUGACAGAGGACCAAACUGGCCAUGACGUCAUCAGCUGGGGUGGUGGGGAAUUCGGUCAACACGGCCACCAGGUACAGACUGACGUCAGCUUCCAUGAUGGGUGUCUACCAUUACCUGGGCAAGUCAAGAUGGUUGCAUGUGGCUCAGGUCAUACUGUAGCAGUCACAGUCGACGACGAGAUUUUUGUGUGGGGUAGUGGGGCUAGCGCACAACUGGGUACCGGAUUAUCAACCGACCAGCCGGCACCCACAAGGAUAAGCCUGGGUCAGGAGCUGGAUACCCAGAUCGCCAGUGUGGCGUGUGGUAGUCGCCACACCGUGGUGACCACAUCACGUGGGCAGGUCUUCGCCUUUGGGAACAACUUCCACGCUCAGCUGGGCUACGACUUCAAGAACGAGAGGUACAAGGAAAGUCAGAAAGUUCCAUGCCUGCUGCGCUACCUUCUCCACCGACCCGUGGUCCAAGUAUCGUGUGGAGAUAAACACUCGGUGUUUCUUUUUCAACACGGCGUUGUGGCUACAGUAGGCCAUAACGCCCACGGCCAACUGGGAGACUACACACGUCACCAGUGUGCUGUUCCUAAAGACGUGGAUCUGCCGUGUCGUGUGACGUCAGUGACGAGUGGCAGGAACCAUAACUUGGUCAUAACUGAGGGCGGGGACGUGUAUGUUUGGGGCUACUCAAAGGGCUGCGGCUACCCCACUCAAGACGUUUUGAGCCCGGAGCUGAAAUUUCAAGGUCACAAGGUCGUUCAGCUUGCAGCCGGAAGUCACCAUAGCAUGGCAUUAACGGCCACGGGUGACGUGUAUGCCUGGGGGUCGGGCCCUGAUGGACAGCUGGGUCUAGGUGUGGAUCACGUGACCGUAGCCAAGCCAAGACGUAUCAAAGACAAUCGCUUACGUCACAGGGUUUCUUUCAUUGGCUGCGGGGAAUCUUAUUCGGCGGCAAUUACAUGCGAGGGACGGCUACAUCUGUGGGGCAGGAACAGCCACGUGAUUUCCACCAGCCUUCCCCCGUCCCACAAGUUCUUCCAGCCAAUGCCCGUGGGUGAGGAGUCCUCCUACAGGCAGGUCAGCUCCGUCUGUUGCGGCUCCUGGCACGCUGUGGCCUUGACCGGUCCCCCAGCACGUGCCCCAUGUAACUCAGCAGACGACAGCUCAGACAGCGAGACAUCGGAACCGGAACUGACGUUUGAUACGUCACAGCCUGAUAACAAUCCCAGAGCGGCCCCAGUAGCCUGUGGUCUACAGGAGCGGGGACGAACCCGUCUAACACUGGAAGAGUUCUACUCGUUAGCAGAGGCCGCUGAUGAAGAUGAUUGUAUGACGCACGAAGAAGAUCAACGAGAUGUGACGUCUGCCAUGACGUCAGACAGUUGUAUGGACACUCCCCCCUCUGAUAAUGGGUCACUACCAGAGCCCAACACAAACAUUCCUGACGAAGAACCUAACCCUACCAUCUCGCCCAGAGAGGCUGAGGCUGAAACACCUUUAGUUUCAAAUAGUAAAACUUCAGCAAAUGAAGAAUCAACAAACCAACCAAUCAAACGAGCCGAAUCUGGUCACGUGGCAAACAGAGCAACCAAACAAAAAGAACUGACCAGAACUCAGGCUUUAAGAAACCAACUUUUGAAGACGAGAGUGAACGGGAUCGGAACCCGGGCCAACACCAUGUUCAUCAGCACGUCGACGUCAGAGCGGUUCCUUCUCCCCCGGCAGACGACAACACUAAACAGACCCCACGUGACUCUGGUCGCCUUUGACCAGGUGUCCGUUGGCGUCACAUCCCAAGACUCGAAAGAUUCUGGCACCACCAGUAGUGGUCAUUCAAGUCCGCUGCCCAGUGGUCAGAUCUCUAGCGUCAGACCGGAAGUCGUUGUCUCGUGCUCUCCGGCCUCGACUCACUGGAGUCAUGACGCGCGUCAGAAGAACUUUUCGAGGGAGACAUCCAGCGACAAGUCUAAUCGAGAGGCUGCUACCACAGUAGAAGUAUCAGAGCCAGUGGCACCAAUAGCACGUGAGAGAGGAACAAACCCUGGACCAGGAAGUGCUGAUAGUCUGCAGCGUGUCAGGGUGACCUCUGUCCAUCAGUCCAAGUUACGCCAGGUGUCAGCUAGCAGGUCACGUGGUCUCGAUGCCAUCACCUGUUCAGGCCAACGUUCAGAGUCAGUUCAGGCAGAAGGAAGAAGGCGUGGUCCAUCUCAGCCAGACUUUUCGCUGGGCGACCUUCUGGUGACGUCACAGCCCCGUCUCCAUGGCGACGACAGGGCGCGCAGUUCAACCAGUAGGAGGGUUGUGUACUCGAGCGGCUCGUCCUGGAGGAGCAGGAACAAAACCUGAUGAGACGAUGACAUUUU